This is a messenger RNA of Annulohypoxylon truncatum, 2130 nucleotides long. RefSeq lists its product as uncharacterized. NCBI's taxonomy places the organism in Eukaryota, Fungi, Ascomycota, Sordariomycetes, Xylariales, Hypoxylaceae. The record is from RefSeq and is a predicted model, not a curated record. Bases 1 to 2130 code for a protein of 709 amino acids. The transcript is spliced from 5 exons.
AUGCCAUCAGCUCCGUUACGAGAUCUUUUUAGAUCUGAGAAGCCCGACCUAGUAACUCACGAGAUUAUCCUCGUUCAUGGCUUCAAAUCUUGCUCGGGAUCGAAAUCGCGAUCGCCAGAAUGUCGACGGAUCCUCAAGUCCUGGGUCGCCAACGAGAUUAAGCCAAUCAGAAAUUGCGUGAACGUCCGUACAUUCUCCUUCGACAGCGCUCAUAUCCUUCACAAUGGGAGAUCUGCACUUCAUGAGUCUACGCUUGAGCUAUCCAACAGUAUAGCAGCUACUCAAGACCCUACAUCGCCCCUAUUCUGUUCUACCUCGAAUGGAGAUCACGGUCGCUCAUCCAGGGCCGCCAUCUUCAUCGCCCAUGGAAUGGGAAUUUGGGUAGUAAAGGAGUUAUUGACCCUCAUCAGCAGCCAGGUCAACCGCAUCGACCCUACUGGACUGUUCUUCUUUGAUAUCCCAGAAGCUCUGAUGGCCCCCAAUCCUGUCGUUAACAUAUCCACUCGCCUAGUGAUAUCGCCAUAUCUCCACGAGUUCUCGGAGACAUUCAAGAUUGAAUUGAACCAGGCAAAACUACCCGGCCUUCAAGCCAAGAUCGAAGACAUCGACGUCAAUUUCCAAAAUUUGGCAAUGGCCCGCUACGGACGAUGUGAAGCAAUAGGAGGGCAAAAUAGUGUAGGAACCUCCUAUACCACGAGGGCAAUGUGCCACAAUAUUUGGAUGUCUUCAACCCCUGCUCUGACUUUCGAAAAGCCAACCGUUAAGGAUUUCGCGCGGCAAGCCGGCUGUUUACUCAAGGGUUGUAGACCAAACACUGAGACACCGAUACAAAAACUCGCGGAUCUAGGAUUAGGGGAGGAGCUGAGCGCGGCCAUCUCGUCCCGAGGAUUUUAUGACCCAAGGCAAGAGCUUAUUCCUCUAGAUCAAAUACCGGUUAUAACAUUAGACCCUCCCGAAGCCACGGACUGCCCCAAGAAGAGCAGUUCCGGAAAUCCUAGCAUAUCUUCGACUAACCCCACGAAUGAUUCAACAGGUGGCCCGGAGAACAGCGACUCUGAGAGUGGUAGCAAGACAACCAUCAAACAUUCUUGUUGUCAUGAGAAACAAGAGUCGAGUGGUGAUGAAGAGAGCCCGUGUCAUGGCUCGGGAAAAAGUGAUCCUGUGAAGGCCGGUAGUUCGUCAAGCGAGCCCACCGACAAUCCUACUUGCAGUCCAGAAAAGAGCGGCCAAACGGAAACCAGCACGGUUCCUGAUAACUCUUGCAACUCUAAGGAUGAAGGUCCUGAUGAUGGUAGCGAGGCCCCCAGUUCUCCGAAGAGCGAUGCUGUAAUAGCCAACACAGUCGUUGAUAAUUGCCCUCAUUGCAUAAAGAAGGAGAAAUUAGCGACGGCUGAAGAAUCUAACUGUGAUUCUAAGAAAGAGGAUAUUGUGGAUACCAAGACAUCCGGUCCCGACUGUGGAACGGUGAAAGGCAAAGAAAAAGAACGUCUCGACUCCCCGAGAAUGUCACCACUCAGUUUGCCCGAAGCGGCCAUCCCGAUGCCUGAAAACGUUAAGGAUGAUAAAGGGGAACAUGACGCUAGACGCAGUCUUCCUGAUGACUACAAGGUCGAUGAUGAAUUCGACUUCGAUAAUAUUAUUACUCAGCGAAACAGAGCUGCAGCAGAGGACGACGAGGAAGCAUUGCAUUCCUCCAUACAAAAGUUAGAAGUUCUCAAAUUCCACCAAAAAGAGAACCUCGAAAACGAUGACCCCAGGAUACUGAUAACGCAACGAGAGAUUGUGAAGACAAGCAUCGAAUACGGGUGGUGGAAUGGCACCAUCAUGAAAAAUUGGGCGAAAAAUGAUAUUUUCGAAAUGGAAGACCUUGUUCGCAAGGCGUAUGACGGAUUGAGACAAUCUCUUGGCCCUCACCAUCGCGAGACUAUGGAGGCUCUUGCCUUAUUAUUUGCUCUAGGAGUCCCGAUGCUUGAAGUUGACGAGCUCCCUGUCGCGGAUAUACAAGCUAUCCAGAGCAUGGUGAGGCAGAAGCGGAUGGCCAACUAUGAAGAAACCAGGCAGCCCGGCAAGCUCCUACGUGUAUUAGGGCUUGAGUAUAAGGCCGCACAUAAGCGAGUAGCACGCCCUUAG